AGAACAUUAUUAAAUAUAGAAAUAACUCCUUGGAGAGUCAUCACAUAAUACAUAAAUAAAUUGACCAAUCUGUAAAAAUUAAUUUGGUGAGUUAACAUUAUAUUACCCAAAGAGUUUAUUUCAACUAAGAUCUAUGUAAAAGAGAACUGAUAGCUUUGCCUCAACCAAAUAACAGUAUUUGGCAUUACGAAUUUUUAACAUAAAAUAUCAGGUCAAAAAUUCAUCAAGGGAUAGCAGAGAAAAAGAUGAUUUGUGGUAUAAAUAAUUAAUAUUUUAGCCAGAUUCUUUAGGUGUUUUAUAUAAUAUAUUUUAUAUAUUUUAAAACAAUGAUAAAUUUGUUAUUCCUAACCAACAUAUAUAACUUUAAUAUUUGACCCAUAUCUUACUGGAUUAGCUUGAACUUUCAAAACAAAAUUAAAUGGUUGUGAUGUGGCAGGCAGGAGAGUUACUCUUCUAUUGUGCUUUGAGAUGAGAGUAUCUCUACUGUUUCACCUAUGUUACCAGGUUAUCUGAGAUAAAUAUUCUCAUGAUCAUGAUGUUUUCUUUUUUCAAUAAUAAAAUAAUAAAAUUUUAUUACAAAUUUUAACCAGCUGUUGGCCUGAGUUUAAUCAAUCUGCUAAAUUUUUUUAUUGUGGUAAAAUAUACAUAACAUAAAAUUUGCCAUUUUAAUUAUCUUUAAGUGUACAAUUCAGUGGCAUUAAUGACAUUCGUGAUGUUGUGCAACCAUUGCUACAUCGAUUUCCACAACUUUUCAUCACCACAAAAAGAAACUCACUAAGCAAUAACUCCCAUUCCUGCCUCUGUUGAGCCCCAGCUCAGUUUGAAGUACCAGAUAGAAAUCUUGUGCUUGAUGAAAACCAAGAUUCAAUAUCAAAAACACAAAUGCAAGUAAAGAAACAGAGAACAUCCAAAGGGGAAAGAAACAUUAUUAAUGAUGAUGUACCAGAUAAAAACCUUAUGCUUAAGCAUCAAGACUCAAAGUCAGAAACAGAAAUGCAAGUAAAGAAACAAAAAACUUCCCGAGGUGAAUCAUUCAUUACUCAUGACAACAUAACAGAUGAAAACCCUGUGCUUGAGCCUCAAGAGUCAAUGUCAAAAACCCAACUUCAAGUAAACAAACAAAAAAUUGCUAAAGAGGAAAGAGUCACUAAACUCAAAUUGGUAGAUAAGGUGUUGAGAUCUGUAACUCAAAAGGCAAAUGUGGAUCAAAGGAACAAACUAGAAGGGUUGCCUGAGAGGCCUGUUGGAGGAUCCAUAAGGCAUCCGUUUGGCUGGGACCCACUCGAAGCUUAUGAUAAAGUACCUGGAAAUCAUGAUCCUAAAGACUCAAUGUCAAAAACUCAACUGCAAGUAAAAAAACAAAGAGCUUCCAAAGGGGAAAGAUUCUAUGGUAAGUAUGACAUAUCUGGGAAGAAGUUGCUUUGGCCGAGGUCAAAGAGGUUACUACCUGUUUUCUCCUUUCAGGAUGAAGUACCAGAUGAAAAUAAUUUACCUGAGCAUCAAGACUCAAUGUCAGAAUCAGAAAUUGAAGUGGAGAAACAAAGAAGCCACAAAGGAGAAAGACCUAGUACUCUUAAUGAAGUGCUAGAUGAAAAUCUUAAGCUUAAACAUCAAGACUCAGAGUCAAAAACCCAAGUACAAUUUAAAAAACAAAAAAAAUCCACGGAGGAAAGAAUCAGUACUCAUUUUGGAGUACCAGAUGAAAAUUUAAUGCUUGUGAAUGAAGAUUCAGUGUCACAACCCCAAAUGCAAGUAGAGAAACAAAUAACUUACAUAAAGAAAAGGUGCCAUACUUAUUUUGGCAUACCUGAUGAAAAUCUUAUGUUUGCGAGCCAAGAUUCAGCAUCACAAGUGCAAGUAAAGAAAAAAAUAACUUCCAGAAAGGAAAGACAUAAAACUGAGAAAAUGGAUGAAAAAGCAGGUAAAAAUCUUUCAUCUGAAGAUAAUGAAGUUUUAAUCUCAAAAGGCUCAUCUCAAAUUAAGACACUUGGAGCUACCAGAAAAGUGGGACUUACUAGUAAGUAUAAUUAUUAAAAAUAUUAUUUAAAAUAAAAAAAAUUAUUAAA
Acinonyx jubatus (cheetah) is the source of this 2066-nucleotide messenger RNA. RefSeq names its product coiled-coil domain-containing protein 7-like. The coding region runs from base 883 to 2034 and encodes 383 amino acids. The record is from RefSeq and is a predicted model, not a curated record. Lineage: Eukaryota; Metazoa; Chordata; Mammalia; Carnivora; Felidae. The transcript is spliced from 12 exons.